GCGGAGCGGGAGCCAUGUCAGGCCGGGGGAAGCAGGGGGGGAAAGCCCGCGCUAAGGCGAAGUCCCGAUCAUCCCGCGCCGGCCUCCAGUUCCCCGUGGGCCGCGUUCACCGCCUUCUCCGCAAAGGCAACUACGCGGAGCGAGUGGGUGCGGGAGCCCCCGUCUACCUGGCCGCUGUUAUGGAGUAUUUAACGGCUGAGAUCUUGGAGCUGGCCGGGAAUGCCGCCCGCGACAACAAGAAGACACGGAUAAUCCCCCGGCAUCUCCAGCUCGCCGUUCGUAACGACGAGGAGCUCAACAAGCUGCUGGGCGGCGUCACCAUCGCGCAAGGGGGGGUCCUGCCUAAUAUCCAGGCGGUGCUAUUGCCCAAGAAGACCGAGAGCCACAAGGUCAAGGCCAAGUGAGGUGGUGGGUUCUCUCAAGAGAACCUCCAGGUUUUGGUCGCCUUGAGGUGUUUAUUUCCCGUUAUUAAACCCAAAGGCUCUUUUCAGAGCCACCAA
Messenger RNA from Columba livia (rock pigeon), 500 nucleotides. Its product is annotated as histone H2A-IV. The transcript has a single exon. The coding region runs from base 15 to 404 and encodes 129 amino acids. The record is from RefSeq and is a predicted model, not a curated record. Gene Ontology annotation, biological process: heterochromatin formation. Gene Ontology annotation, cellular component: nucleosome; chromatin. Gene Ontology annotation, molecular function: DNA binding; structural constituent of chromatin; protein heterodimerization activity. NCBI's taxonomy places the organism in Eukaryota, Metazoa, Chordata, Aves, Columbiformes, Columbidae.